This is a messenger RNA of Eremomyces bilateralis CBS 781.70, 819 nucleotides long. RefSeq lists its product as uncharacterized. Bases 151 to 654 code for a protein of 167 amino acids. The transcript has a single exon. NCBI's taxonomy places the organism in Eukaryota, Fungi, Ascomycota, Dothideomycetes, Eremomycetales, Eremomycetaceae. The record is from RefSeq and is a predicted model, not a curated record.
ACGGUCUCUUCAACACAUUCGCUGUGACUUCUGACUUUGAGUUUGGUUGCCGUCCAGCUAUCGACCGCACGUCCCUCCGUUCCAUUGGAUGAUCCGUUGCCGUUCCCUUUGCUUUGUUGGACCUUUUUUGGAAUCGUGAACGCCACGGUCAUGGCGAAUUCCGAUGUGGAAACCGGAAGUCGAUCGGUUCAUUUCAGGCUUUCAGCGCGUCAUAUCCUUUUUCAGCCUUAUGGAGUUCCCCGUCUCACAUCUGUCUCCACAUGCGGUAUUAUCGAAUGUCGACGGCAAUCGGUAGUGAUUCCCGAGUGCAGAGUCCAGACGGCGGGCACGAUGUCGCCCUCCAAAAGGGGUUUGAUAGUUGAUCGAUUCCAAAAGCCUGAUCAUUGGGUUGAUCGAGAUUACCGAAUCCCAAUCGGCCGCCCUGUACGUAAUCCGACCGACCAUGGUCCUCUCAGCUUGUGUCGUCACACGAGGGCAAUUCUACAGGAAGCCAUGAACGCCUCCCAACACCAUCGCAGAAACACAUACAACGCGAUAUGUCACCUUCUCAGUUCUCACGUUUCCUUUCGCCCCGCCAUCCCAGGCUUUCCCCAGGCGGUCGCUCCCCACCCCCGAUCACUACACCCCAUGCCCGUGAACCGCAUAUCCCUAUGAUCGAGUAGCAUACGGAAUACCCUCUACCUGCUCUUCCCAGCCAUGGGUCGAAAACGGGUAGGUAGCAUACCGAAGGAUGGGAGACCCUCCAUUCAGGGCCAAGGCGACAUCCACACCACUUACCAGUCUAUAUCCCCACUUCCCCAGCUGUUGACCCUCUCCCAA